AGAGCAGAAAAAUCUGCGGUCUCGGAAAUGUUUGGGUGUGGUAAUUUUUGUCGCGUGGUGCCAUUAGUCCUUUGAUAAGUCCCCAAUCACCAAUCCCAAGCUUCUUGGGCACGAACACCAAUGCCGCAAGACACACGCAACUCAAUUAUUUUAUAAAUUAAGCGCGAGAGAUUCUCUUUCUCUGUUGCGUUGCGCGUGUCUAUAAAAUUCUCCCACUCUCCACAAUUCAUUUCCAUCUAACAAUGGCUUCAACUCUGCUCCACCUAGCAACCUUCUUCUUCUUACUCUUCACCGCUUCUUAUUUCAAGAUUGCUGGGGCGGAAACGCACCGCUUGACUACUCUCAAGCUCAACUCUCAUAUUCUUCAGGAGUCUAUUGCUAAACAGAUUAACGAAAAUCCUGAGGCAGGAUGGGAGGCUGCAAUAAAUCCUCGUUUCUCUAAUUAUACGGUUGAACAAUUUAAGCGCCUUCUUGGAGUUAAACCAACUCCUAGGAAGGAACUGAGAAGUGUACCCGCUAUAUCUCAUCCAAAGUCGUUGAAAUUGCCGAAGGAUUUUGAUGCAAGGACAGCUUGGUCGCAGUGUAGCACUAUUGGAAGAAUUCUAGAUCAGGGUCACUGUGGUUCUUGUUGGGCAUUUGGCGCUGUUGAAUCAUUGUCAGAUCGCUUUUGCAUUCAUUUUGACGUUAAUGUAUCUCUAUCUGUUAAUGAUCUUCUUGCAUGCUGUGGCUUUCUGUGUGGAUCUGGAUGUGAUGGGGGAUACCCCAUAUAUGCAUGGCGAUACUUAGCCCACCACGGUGUUGUCACUGAAGAGUGUGACCCUUAUUUUGAUCAAAUUGGCUGUUCUCAUCCUGGUUGUGAACCAGCUUAUCGGACUCCCAAGUGUGUUAAAAAGUGUGUAAGUGGGAACCAGCUUUGGAAGAAGUCAAAGCACUACAGUGUCAAUGCAUACAGGGUCAACUCUGAUCCCCAUGAUAUCAUGGCAGAAGUUUAUAAGAAUGGGCCAGUUGAAGUUGCAUUCACUGUUUAUGAGGAUUUUGCUCACUACAAAUCAGGAGUUUACAAACACGUCACAGGUUAUGAACUAGGCGGUCAUGCAGUAAAGCUAAUUGGGUGGGGAACAACUGAUGAUGGGGAGGACUAUUGGCUUCUUGCAAAUCAGUGGAACAGAGAAUGGGGAGAUGAUGGUUACUUCAAGAUCAGAAGAGGAACAAAUGAAUGUGGGAUUGAAGAUGAUGUAACUGCUGGUUUGCCUUCCACCAAAAAUCUCGUAAGAGAGGUGACUGAUAUGGACGCUGACGCUGAUGCUGAUGCUUCAUUUUGAAUGUAGAUAUAUACCUUACCGAUUAAUAUUGUAUGGGUAUUGAAUUGAAAAUCAGUGCUAAAGGUUGUCUGUAGUCUGAAUCUGAACCUCUCUUUCAAGGAAAACAAUAUAAAUCAUGAUUACGAUCUUCAGUUCAAAGACGUUAAGCUUUUGUUAUUUAUCUCUUACACGAGAUAAAAGAAUAAUUGUUGUAAUUACUAAUCAGCAGUUGGAGUAAGUCAUGUCGUCUUUGUAAUAUUAAUGUCUUUGUAAUAUUAAUGCUGAUAAUGCUUUGGCUUGAUUCACAAAAUCCUCCCUUUUUUA
Molecule: messenger RNA, 1625 nt
Organism: Cajanus cajan (pigeon pea)
Lineage: Eukaryota; Viridiplantae; Streptophyta; Magnoliopsida; Fabales; Fabaceae
Product: cathepsin B-like protease 2
Biological process (GO): proteolysis; regulation of catalytic activity
Molecular function (GO): cysteine-type endopeptidase activity
Source: RefSeq, a predicted model, not a curated record